CGUUUAGACGUGGCGGAGGUCUCCAUAAUCUAUGUCAAGGUUAUCAGUUGGAAGCUUUACUUGAAUAAUUUUUAUUUUUACUUUUGUGUACGUGACUAUUGCCCUAGUUUUUUAGAACAAAAGUUUUUAUAACAGUUUAAAAAUUAGAAAAAAUGCUAGCUCAAAUAUUUUUAGUGUCGGCAUUAAUAUGGAUGGCAAUCUUGUGGUGGCAGAACAGGGGGAAAAGGGAUUUGUGCAAAUACAUCAAAUCUGAUAUACCUUGCUACCCAUUUAUUGGAAUGGCAUACAAGUUUGCUGGAAGCAAUGAAGACAAGAUGAAAACAGUGAUGGACAUUGGUAGAGAAGCCAUUAAACACAAUGGCUGGACACACUUGUGGCUUGGAAUGCAGUUAUUUGCAGUGGCCUGUGAUCCCGCGGAAGUAGAAUUUGUUGUCAAGACUUAUCUCGAGAAAGACGAUGUCCUUAAAUUCACGCAGAUGCUCAUAGGCAACGGCAGCAUCUUUGCCUCAGUGCCAAUAUGGAAGCCGCGCCGCAAGGUUCUGGCGCCGACCUUCGCACCGAGGAAGCUCAAUCAGUACAUGCACGUGUUCCAAGAACAAGGAGCCGUGAUGGUGGAUGAGCUCCGCAAGGUGGCCGAUAAGGGCAGCUUCUCGAUUUGGAAGUUCAUGACGACGUACACUAUGGACUCUAUUUGUGAAACCACACUUGGUUGCAAAUUGGGCGUCCAGAGGCAAGGAGACCACCCCUUCCUGCAGAACUUGGCAGAACUGGCCGAACUAAUAGCCAAGCGCAUGCUGUCGCCUUGGCUGCACUUUGACUUCUCCUUCAAACUCACCGGCCAUUACGAUCGGUGUAUGAGAUAUAUUAAUGCCAUCACUGACUUUGUGUCUAAGAUAAUAAAGUCAAGGAGGGCUGCGCUGAAGAAAAAUAAUAAUACGAGUAUAAGCGAUGAGUAUACUCCAAAGCCAUUCUUGGACCUACUGAUCGAAUCGUCUGGUGGCGCGGAACACGGUUACACCGACAGGGAGUUGCUGGAAGAGUCUCUCGUGAUGCUGAUUGCCGGCAACGACACUUCAGCGGUGGGGGCGUCCUUCGUAACCGUCAUGCUGUCGCAGCAUCUUGAUAUGCAGGAGAAGAUUUAUAAAGAAAUACAGGAAGUAUUCGGUGACUCGGACAGGCCAAUCACAGCCGAGGACCUGCCUCACCUAAAGUACUUGGAGGCCUUCAUAAAGGAAACGCUCAGGCUGUACCCACCAGUACCAAUCACGGCAAGGAAAGCAGACAAAGAAUGCGUCACCCCUGCGGGCACAAAACUCAUUCCCGGAGUGGGCGUGGUGAUCCACAUGUGGGCGAUCCACCGCAACCCCCGCUACUGGGGCGCGGACGCCGAGGAGUUCAGGCCGGAGCGGUUCUUCGACAGCCCUCCGACCCAUCCAGCUGCGUAUAUGCCGUUCAGCUACGGUUCAAGGAACUGCCUUGGUUACCAGUACGCGAUGAUGUCUAUGAAGACCAUCAUCACAUCACUCGUGAGGGAGUACAAGGUCCUGCCCGCUUCAGGGACCAGCAAUAAGGAGCCUCUACGAUUACAAUACGACGUCAUGAUGAAACAUGUUGAUAACUACGAAGUCAAACUGCAGACCAGAAGUCACUGAGGAGAAGGAAUGAAUACAAUACAUUUAAGAAGAAUGAACAAUAAAGACUCGAAGGCCAUGUCCAGAUGACGGUUUUUACUCGCGCGUUUUGAAUCGCGCGAUUGAGAUUCUGAGGCAAUACUCGCGACUGCAUGUGGACAGAAUGUAUCACUCUCUAGUACCUCACUAUCGUGUGAUUCGAAACUUGCGAGUAAAAACGCGUCAUCUGGACAGGCUCGAAGAUACUCCACUAUAGACCGGUCAAAUUUUUGACAUAAACCCUGCAAUAAUUCGCAUACAGCUGAAAAUUGGUACGAAUGUUCGGAGCACCAUUAUGAAUGAAAUGUGAAAAGUCCCCAUCGAUCCGUUAGGUGCUAAAAAAAUCAAAGUUAUAAAAUACGGGUAUUUUGCGAUUUUCAACCAAACGGUAAGUUACAUCAUAAAAAUAUGUAAGACAAUAUGUAAAAUAAUAACUAUUAAAAUUGUCUUUACACUUUCUCCUAAGAGUCAACGUUUCUGUGAUACAGUGAUUCAAUUUUCAGCUGUAUGCGAAUUAUUUGCAGGGUUGAUGUCUAAUUUGACCGGACUACUAGGAGUUGUGGUCAUGAAUUGAACGGUUUGGUGAUAUAAAAUAGUGAUAUUAUACAGUUUUGAAUACAUUAUGCUUUAAUAAGUUAGUAUUUUUAGAACUAAACUGCAUCUAGACUAGACAGGCCAAGAGAAGAGAUCAAAGUAAAACGCCUAUUUGAAUUUUUCAAGCAAAGAUGCAUGUGAAUGACAUUAUGUGGUAAACAAUUUAGUGGCUAGUACAGAACAGUUAUAUUGUGCAUUUAAGUAUAUUUAAGAAGUAGGUGCUUUAAUUUUGAAAAUAGCUAGAUAGAUAGAUAA
Molecule: messenger RNA, 2519 nt
Organism: Ostrinia nubilalis (European corn borer)
Lineage: Eukaryota; Metazoa; Arthropoda; Insecta; Lepidoptera; Crambidae
Product: cytochrome P450 4V2-like
Exons: 10
Coding region: 153-1652 (499 amino acids)
Molecular function (GO): iron ion binding; oxidoreductase activity, acting on paired donors, with incorporation or reduction of molecular oxygen; heme binding
Source: RefSeq, a predicted model, not a curated record